AUGGCCGUCGGCAAGAACAAGAAGCUUUCCAAGGGUGGCAAGAAGGGCCAGAAGAAGAAGAUCACCGAUCCCUUCGCCCGUAAGGAGUGGUACAACAUCAAGGCCCCCUCCGUGUUCCGCUCGCGCAACGUUGGCAAGACCCCCGUCAACAAGACCGCCGGCACCAAGCUGUCGCAGGACGCUCUUCUUGGCCGCAUCGUCGAGGUCUCGCUCGCUGACCUGAACAAGGAUGAGGACCAAGCCUUCCGUAACAUCAAGCUCAGGAUCGAGGAUGUCCAGGGCAAGGAUGUGCUCACCAACUUCCACGGCAUGAACUUCACCACCGACAAGCUCCGCUCGCUCGUCAGGAAGUGGCAGUCGCUCAUCGAGGCCCACGUGGACGUCAAGACCACCGACGGCUACUAUCUGCGCAUCUUCGCCAUCGCCUUCACCAAGCGCAGGCCCAACCAGCAGAAGAGGACUUGCUAUGCCCAGUCCGCUCAGAUCCGUCAGAUCCGCGCCAAGAUGGUCCAGAUCAUCGUCCGCGAGUCUACCACUGUUGACCUGAAGGACCUCGUCGUCAAGUUCAUCCCUGAGGCCAUCGGCAAGAUGAUCGAGAGGGAGUGCAAUGGUAUCUUCCCCCUGAAGGACGUCUACAUCCGCAAGGUCAAGAUGCUCAAGACCCCCAAGUUCGACGCUGCUAAGCUGGCUGAGCUCCACGCUGGUGGUCCCGCCGCCGCGGAGGACCUCGGCGCCAAGGUUGAGCGCACCGAGGAGGCUCCCAAGGAGGAAUCUGCUUGA
Messenger RNA from Acanthamoeba castellanii str. Neff, 780 nucleotides. Its product is annotated as 40S ribosomal protein S3a, putative. The coding region runs from base 1 to 780 and encodes 259 amino acids. Gene Ontology annotation, biological process: translation. NCBI's taxonomy places the organism in Eukaryota, Discosea, Longamoebia, Acanthamoebidae. The record is from RefSeq and is a predicted model, not a curated record. Gene Ontology annotation, molecular function: structural constituent of ribosome. The transcript has 5 exons. Gene Ontology annotation, cellular component: ribosome; cytosol.